AUGGCUUCGGUCUGCCUCACUCUGAAAGCCAAUGCCCUGAGGCGUCGACUUGCUGCCUGGGCUAUCGGGCUUGCAACCAAGGGUGAAGACUACAUUGUCAAGAGGGAGAGCUUCGACAACGUGUACCUGGAUCUGUCAAAACAGCCGGGAAAAUGCAAGCUGGCUGAGAGUGGCCUGGGAUGGCGCCCAUCUGGUGGUGGUGAUACUUUCACUCUGGAUAGCAGCAACAUUGGUGCCGCCCAGUGGAGUCGCGCCGCGAAAGGAUACGAGCUGAGAAUCCUGUCGCGGUCGUCGGGAGUGAUUCAGCUGGAUGGAUUUGACCAAGAGGAUUUCGAGCGGUUGAGCAAGGCUUUCAAAAUCUGGUAUGGCAUCAACGUCGAGACCCGCGAACACGCCCUGCGAGGAUGGAACUGGGGGAAGGCAGAAUUCACCAAGGCCGAGUUGUCUUUCAAUGUUCAGAACCGACCCGCCUUCGAGGUUCCCUACUCAGAAAUCUCCAAUACCAACCUGGCUGGAAAGAACGAGGUGGCGGUGGAGUUUGCCCUCUCUGGCGCUGAUGCGAACGGCGAUGGCCAACCGGCUGGCAGCACAAAGAACAGGGGCCGCAAGGCCGCUGCGGGACCCGAUGAGCUCGUUGAAAUGCGUUUCUACAUUCCUGGCACAGCAGUGAAGAAGGAAAAGACAGAAGGCGCCGAGGGUGCCGAUGGUGAGGAGGAAAACGAGGAAGAGGUGGAGGAGCAGAACGCCGCCAACCUCUUCUACGAGACACUUAUGGACAAGGCCGAGAUCGGCGAUGUGGCCGGCGAUACGUUUGCUACCUUUUUGGAUGUUCUUCACCUUACACCCAGAGGUCGUUUCGAUAUCGACAUGUACGAAUCGUCCUUCCGUCUUCGUGGAAAAACAUACGACUACAAGAUCCAAUACUCCGCCAUCAAAAAGUUCUUCUUGCUUCCUAAGAAUGACGAUACCCACACACUCAUUGUCCUGGGUCUGGACCCCCCACUGCGCCAGGGUCAGACUCGGUACCCGUUCCUGGUUAUGCAGCUGAAGCUGGACGAGGAGAUUAGCCUCGAGCUCAACAUGACAGAGGACCUCCUGCAAUCCCAGUACAAGGAUAAGUUGCAACCACACUACGAAGAGCCAAUUCACCAGGUGGUGACCAAGAUUUUCCGCGGCCUGUCCGGCAAAAAGGUUAUCAUGCCAUCCAAGGACUUUACCAGCCACCACGGUCACCACGGGGUUAAGUGCUCCAUCAAGGCCAACGAGGGUCUGCUUUAUUUCCUGGACAAGAGUCUUAUCUUUGUUCCCAAGCCCGCCACUUAUAUUCAGAUGGAGAACGUUGCCGUGGUCACGAUGUCGCGUGUCGGGGGUGCCGUGUCUGCCAGCCGCACGUUCGAUAUCACGGUCAGCUUGAAGGCUGGUCUCGGCGAGCAUCAGUUCAGCAACAUUAACCGCGAGGAGCAACAACCUCUGGAGGACUUCUUCAAGGCCAAGGGCAUCCGUAUCAAGAACGAGAUGGCGGAGGAUGCCUCGGGCUUGCUCAAGGCCGCUCUUACCAACGACGAUAUGAUGGAAUCGAGUGACGAGGAGGGUGCCCGGGCGGACCGUGGCUCAGCCGAUGAAGACGACGAGUCGCCCGAUGAGGACUUCCACGCAGACUCAGACUCAGAUGUCGCUGAGGAGUUCGACUCGGACCACGAGAGCAGCGGCAGUGGUAGCGACGCGGAGAUGGGCGAUGCCUCGGAUGGCGGAGGUGGCUCCGAUGCGGAGGACACCCGGCCGAAGAAGAAGAGCAAGGUCGGAAAAUGA
This is a messenger RNA of Penicillium cinerascens, 1809 nucleotides long. RefSeq names its product FACT complex subunit POB3. Gene Ontology annotation, molecular function: histone binding; nucleosome binding; DNA binding. NCBI's taxonomy places the organism in Eukaryota, Fungi, Ascomycota, Eurotiomycetes, Eurotiales, Aspergillaceae. The record is from RefSeq and is a predicted model, not a curated record. The coding region runs from base 1 to 1809 and encodes 602 amino acids. Gene Ontology annotation, cellular component: nucleus; FACT complex. The transcript has 6 exons.